Messenger RNA from Mucor mucedo, 1809 nucleotides. RefSeq lists its product as uncharacterized. Lineage: Eukaryota; Fungi; Mucoromycota; Mucoromycetes; Mucorales; Mucoraceae. Gene Ontology annotation, molecular function: nucleosome binding; DNA binding; histone binding. The transcript is spliced from 5 exons. Gene Ontology annotation, cellular component: nucleus; FACT complex. The record is from RefSeq and is a predicted model, not a curated record. The coding region runs from base 19 to 1665 and encodes 548 amino acids.
CAAAUACGUUUUUUAAUCAUGUCUGACAAAAAGAACGUUGAUUUUAACGUAAUUUAUUGUGGUCUCCAGCCCGAUGCAGGGCGUUUUCGUUUGUCUCAAAACGGACUUGGUUGGAAAGGUACUCGUGAUCGUACCAUUAUUGUGGGUACCGAUGAGCUCAAGAAAAUGAGUUGGACCAGAGCAGCUAGAGGAUUUGAACUUCGUGUCUUGAAGAAGGAUAACACAGUUUUGAAGUUUGACGGAUUCAAACCUGAUGAUUUGGAGGAAUUAAAGGAAGCCAUCAAGGCAUUCUAUAAGCUUACCGUAGAAGUGAAAGAAGUUAGUGUUAAGGGUUGGAAUUGGGGAAAGGCUGAUUUCCAAGGCUCCAAUCUCAACUUUAAUGUCACGAAUAAGACCAUGUUUGAAUUACCUCUUGCACAGGCUAUUGCAACUAACAAGCCGGGUAAGAAUGAAGUUGCUAUCAAUUUUGUUGAUCCUGGACAGCCCGCACCCGACGGUAUUAAUCCUAAGGACAUUGAUGAAUUGAUGGACGUUACAUUUUAUAUUCCUGGUACAGUUGCAAAGGAAACAACAGGAGAAGAUACUAAUGUCGAGGAUGAUGAAGAAGAGGAAGUGAAUGCUGAUAUGGUAUUCUAUGAGAAUGUCAAAUCCAAGUUGGAGCUCAGCCAAAUGACGACUGAAAACAUUGUUCAAUUCCAAGAAGCAUUAUGCCUUACUCCUCGUGGCCGUUACAACAUUGAUAUGUAUCAAGAUUUCCUCCGUCUUCGUGGUAAAACUUAUGAUUAUAAAAUUCUUUAUAAGAAUAUCAUCAAGUUGUUUUUACUCUUAAAGCCUGAUGAAGUCCAUGUCUUGUUUGUGAUUGGUUUAGAUCCUCCUCUUAGACAAGGUCAAACGAAAUAUCCUUUCCUUGUUUUCCAAUUUGUCCGUGAAGAAGAAAUUGAUGUUGAAUUGAAUUUGGAGGAUUCAGCUUUGGAUGAAAAAUAUGAAAAUAAACUUCAAAAGCAUUACGAUGCACCCACAUACGAAGUCGUCAGUAACGUAUUCAGAGCAUUGACAAAUAGAAAGGUGACUGUACCCGGUAGCUAUAGAAGUCAUCACGGUGCAAAUGCUUUAAAAUGCUCAAUGAAGGCAAACGAAGGUUUCCUUUAUCCAUUAGAAAAGAGUUUGUUGUUUAUUCCAAAGCCUCCUACAUUCAUUCCUUUAAACGAAAUUGGUGUGGUCACAUUCUCUCGUGUCGGUCAAUCGGGUGGUAGUUCUCGUACCUUUGAUAUGAAGUUUAAUAUGAAGAGUGGUAAUGACAUCCAAUUCUCCAGUAUUAACAGAGAAGAAUAUGCGAAUAUUGAGGAUUACUUAAAACAAAAGAAGAUCAAGAUCAAGAGUGAAGGUAACGAGGAUGUUGUUAUGACGUACACUGAUCUUGCUGAAUUGGAUGAUGAUGACGAUGAUGAGGACGAAACAUUUGAUGCAAGAAAGAAGCGUAGAACUGAUAUGUCUGGAUCAAUGGGCAGAAGUGCUCCUGGACUCGGCGGUAGUACUGGUGCAGAUGAUGAGGAUGAAAGUCCUGAUGAGGAUUUUGCCCCUGAUAGUGAUAGUGAUGUACCAGAAGAAUUUGAUUCUGAUGCUCAAGGUUCUUCAGAAGGGGAAGAUGAUGCAGGAUCUGUUUAAUGCUAUCUUAUUUGAUAUUAAAAAUAAACCAGUUGAUGUAAAUAUAAUAUGUGACUUGUCUACAGUUUUCAGACAUGCGGUUCACAAAAAAAAAAUCAGACAAAAGAAUUAGAUGUUUUCAGAUAAAGAUUACUUGUUAUCAUC